ACGAGCUCUUCCUUUACGACAAGAGUUGCCAGGUCUGGGGACGAAGAGGAAGAUGAUGCUGCAAACGCUCCAACCGACAGAAUGUCCUUGAAGGAGUGUUUCGACAAUUUUGCAGUUUGGGAAGCUGUUGUAAAACUGAACCUGAGAGGCGAUGUUGAAAAUUCUGUCGAUAAUUCGAAUCCUGCCGGCCCUGCUAGCUCUUCGGAAACGGGAAGCAACAGACAGGGGAGAACAAGAAAAGCGAGAACAUGCACCAGUUCGAAUGCUAGCCCAGCAAGAUCACCUGAAGAUCAAAAUAUUGAACUGUCAAACAGUUUCAGCCCAAAGAACAAUUACGUUGGGGGUUUCUGUGGUCCGGACACCGGCCCGGCCGCGGCGGAGCGCUGUCGGGCGUACUGUGAGGAAGCGGUGUUCCCAAGCAGCAGCUGGACGUUCCGCGAAGAGGACAGAUGUUGCUACUGUGACAGCGAGGAGUUUUCGGCUAAUUCUGGUACAACUUCCGCAGAAGGUGCGGACGACGAAAAAAACCAAAACCAAAAGGUCGAAAGCGAAACCAGUACUAUCUACGGCGGGCCGUGUUUUUUUGACCAGGUGGGGGACGUGCAGAAGCCGGUUCUGGAGAAAUUUUUCUCAGAUGAACAGAACCACCUCCUGUCCGCAUGUUGCGAGGGAUACCGGCUCGAGCGAUUUGUCGGAUUUUCUGAUCCGAUGAAGAAGCAUUGCGAAGUAGCACAAGAAGCUCCGGACGUCGACAGCCAAAAUCACGGGGAGGAACUACACGCGACCGCAACUACAGCCGAAAGAGCCAUCGUGCGCUGGGCGCGUUGCGCGGGCUCUAGUAGUAGUUUUGUUCAAAAAGAACGCCAGAAGACGCUGAACUACCAAAACACCGGACGAGGACAAGCGCCAGCCGGCGAUGAAAUCGAUUUUUGUCCCCUGGAAGCUCGGAUUCAGUUGAAAACGUUUCGGGAAAAGUUUCCGCAGGUCGCGAGCAAGGGAGAAAACAGUAACAGCCACACAAAUGCAGUCCCUUUAGCCUACUUGCCGAGCGUAAAGGCCCAGUUCUUGGAGCGAAAAGCUCCGUUUUACCACCGCCACAACAUCCAUCCCAGCCUGAACAUUCGCGGGCAAAACAUGACCUUCGCGACGACGGCCGCGCUGCGACAGGGCUACAACGAGUGGAAGAUCCUGAACAAAAAUUUCGCCAAGGCCACGGACGGCGAGAGUUGUUGGGACCGCUGCCAGGGGGACGCGGACCCGGCGAAGUUCCGCCGCGACGGCUGUGGCACGGACUUCUGCGCGAGAAAGUUUGGCAGAGACAAUUCCGCCUGUUGCAAGAAUGCUCUCGACGCGGCCGGAACGCAGAGUGCUUCCUGUCCGAAAGUCACG
This is a messenger RNA of Amoebophrya sp. A120, 1389 nucleotides long. Lineage: Eukaryota; Dinophyceae; Syndiniales; Amoebophryaceae. The record is from the annotation of a GenBank genome assembly.